Messenger RNA from Nematostella vectensis (starlet sea anemone), 3426 nucleotides. RefSeq names its product Hermansky-Pudlak syndrome 1 protein. Gene Ontology annotation, molecular function: guanyl-nucleotide exchange factor activity. Lineage: Eukaryota; Metazoa; Cnidaria; Anthozoa; Actiniaria; Edwardsiidae. Gene Ontology annotation, cellular component: BLOC-3 complex. The transcript is spliced from 13 exons. The record is from RefSeq and is a predicted model, not a curated record. The coding region runs from base 265 to 2559 and encodes 764 amino acids. Gene Ontology annotation, biological process: vesicle-mediated transport.
CCAGUCUCUUUGAGAAUGUUUUGAAGGUAAUCUCUGUUGAAGGAUGUUAGAUGUCGUUAUAGUUUGUUUCUGCCAAUUGUGAGGAUGUUCUUCGUGGUUAAUAACGAUGUAAUCAUGGGUUAAUACAUGGGUUAAUAGCAACAGUCUAUGUUGUUUUGGCUGCAAAUAUGAGCAUGGCUGGAUUUUAUGAAAGGUUGAUAAGAUGAUGUGAUCAACAUCAUCAUCAUUUAUCAUCAUCAUCAUCGUCACAAAUCUCUUAACACAAUGAAGGCGACUGUGGUCGUUAAUUCUAUGACCAUAGACAUAUUAUUUCUGUGGGGAGAUGAAGUAUUUGCCAAGCAUGUUCACAAAGUUGCAGUGGAAUCAGGAUUUACAAAGGAGAGUUUUCAAGGGUUGGAUAGUAUUGACCUCAGCUCCAUUGCCCAUAUAUUCUCUCCAAUGAUUGCAUCAUUUUCACACAUGAAUGAUCUCGGAAACCCCUACCAGUCAGUUACUUGUCAAGAUGGAACAUUGUUUGUGUUUAGACAGUUUGACAAUCUGACAUUUUUUGCAAUAAGCAACAGUGGGGAGGAAUCAGAGGAGUUCUUGCAGCGAAAGCUAUCAGUUGUUCACAACCUGGCUGUGAUGUAUUUUGGUGCAUCUCUUGAAAUGCUGAAGCCAGAGGUCAGGUCUGCUCGCAAUAGGGUCUGGAAGUCUCUUGGAAGUUUGAUUGACACAUGGGAGGAGCUAUGUUCACAACAGCAGAGCUUUUUAGUUGAGGCUGUGGAGAGAAUCAGUGUGAAUCAGUCGUUGAGCGAGAUGGCGGUCAGCCUCCUGGACUCAGCGCUGUCUGUAUCCAAAAACAAGGGAGAUCAGAAUACCAUGCACACUCUACUUCUCGUGAACUCAAAGCUACUGGCACUUUAUUCAAGUCGCAAUGCAUCUGAGCUCCAAGCAGCGGACAUACUCAUGAUCACGCUGUUUGCUCAAAGUGUGUUUCCACAUACUUCUGCUGUCAUUCCCUAUUCAAGUAAUCGCACACCACCACCCCUUGCCUACCAGACUGUGUGCAAAGGCAGUCCUUCAUCAAUAGACCAAAUUAUAACAAACACAUCAAAUGGCACACCACAUGUCUCAAAUUCAUCAAGGUUAAGAUGGCCAGCCUCCAAGCCCAUCACAAUCUCAAAAUCUAGUCAAGAAGCAGCAGAAAGUCUUAAUUCAUCACUUGAAGAUACAUUCUACUCCCCACCCUCCACUCCCUCAACUGAGGAAUUGUCAACACCACCCUCACUAGAGGCUAUCACACAGGCUUCUGGAGUUUUACAAGAGGAAUAUUUCUCCCCGAGAGCACACACCCCAGAGCACAAGGACAGUCAAAACCAUCGUAAGCAAAGCUUACCAGAGGAGGAGCAUUCUGACAGUUCAUCACAAGACAGUGUACCACCACCUGCCGCUAAUGUACAGGAGUAUUAUCGGCAACCUGGAUUUCUACAUGCUUCAAACUGCCCUUACAUACCACACAUUCUACACUUUGUGUACAUUGCCGAGGGAACUGUGCUUGUUCUUGUCAGUGAGGUGAGGCAUGGGUUUGUUGCUGUGCCGAUUCACCAAGCUCUUGAGGUUCUCUCUCGUCUGGAAGUAUCAAAUGAUGCUGGACUCAGAGGACCUCAGUUUGCACAGGCCACCAUGGACAGACUUGAGUCUUGCAUUAAAAGGAUCUCAGAAAUCCUCAAGGCUUCCUUAGGGACUGCAGUAGACCAGCGUGUACGAAUACUGCGUGACAAUUGGAACUCUGUAAAGCGUGGUGACUUGCAGUGUUUCCUAGCAACCAAUCGAGAGGAGUUACCACCCAACCUUGAGGCUGGUGUCGGCAGGAUGAUUCGCAACCUUAAGUCACUCUUCAGCGUCUUAUACUGCACAGGUCGCGAUCGAGACAGUACCCCCUCUGACAAACACUUGCGCGCGAUCUGCCAGAUCCAGGAAAACCUGAAAACGAGGCUGAGUGACUAUGGGGACUACCUGCAGGUCAAGGGUCAGCGGAAUGUUACCAUGACUGCCUACCUCGAAGACUUCCCUGGUCUUGUUCACUUCAUCUAUGUGGAUCGGUCUAGUGACCAGGUGGUGGCUCCAUCUAUCAACACGAGCCCAGGCAAGGUGCGCUCAUCGCGGGACCCAUGCCACGUGCUCAAGCAGAAGAUCUGGGAUAUGUGGACAUACGCCCACUCAUUCGUCCUGCGAGGGCACACUUUUGUCGCCGUUCGCGAUGGCGACUUCCUCUACACGUACUGCCUGUGGUUCGAAGACUCCUUUGGGAACCCUGCGGUAAUCCAAGGCUCGUUCCCACUCCUCGAAGAGCAGUCUUUAGCGGGAAUAUUGUCUGGGAGUCGCGGGUUUUACAAGGAUUUGAUCCGUCGAUGUUUCCCCGCCGCUCAGCCGGGCCUAAUUCGCUGCUACGAGCUAAUGUGCGUACAUGUCAGUCUAGUCCCUGUCAGGUUUGCCGCGAGGCAUCUUCGCAGACUUUCCUCUGCCCUGUUCGAGACAACCUUAGGCUCUCACUACCCAAUCAGCCUGAUUCAAUAACAAGUAGGAGAGCUCUGUUACAUGGAGAUUCAAUGAAAAUUUCACGAGGUUGUGUGAACGGUAAAGGAAGCCCCCCCCCUACCCCCAUGACUCCUUGCUUCUAGGCCUUUAUGGACCACCAUACCGUUAUUGCUCUUUCCUUUUCUUGACUUAAAAGGGGGUCCCUGUGGACACAGGUAUUCCAGUAUUUGUGCACACAGCCUCUUUCAGGUAGUUUUGAAGAAUGUUAAAUACUUUUUGAAAUUUUUUUUAAUGUGAAAUAUGAAUUUUAGUUUUGUAUUUUUUAUUUGGAGUUAUCUAAGUUAUUGCUGCUUGACUACUCGGUAGGCCGCAGAAGUCUGGGUACCUAAUCGGUAGACCGCGGAGGUCUGGGUACCUACUCUGUAGACUGCGGAGGUCUGGGUACCUACUCGCUAGGCCCCGGAGGUCUGGGUACCUACUCGGUAGGCCGCAGAUAUCUGGGUACCUACUCGGUAGGCCGCAGAUAUCUGGGUACCUACUCGGUAGGCCGCAGAAGUCUGAGUACCUACUCGGUAGGCCGCGGAGGUCUGGGUACCUACUCGGUAGACUGCGGAGGUCUGGGUACCUACUCGGUAGACUGCGGAGGUCUGGGUACCUACUCGGUAGGCCGCGGAGGUCUGGGUACCUAUUCGGUAGGCCGCGGAAGUCUGGGUACCUGAUAUUCGGAUCUGGGUGCAGUCUACAUACGUCUGUAGUUCAUCUGUACACCGACUACAUUUGGCUUUGGAAUACGAAAAAUGCUUACUUUGAGAAAUACAGUAAAAAAAUGGGUUAUGUGAGGAUGAUCUAGUUUGUUUACACUAGGCAAUUUAUAGAAAUGAGUAAACAAACGUGAGAAGAACUCCC